AUGCAAGAGCUGAAUCUUGGGAAUAUAUAAAAUGAACGACCUACACUAGUUACUCAUUCGUUAGUUUGUGCUCACCACGAAUACUAAGCACCAUGCUCAAAUACGUGACAGUCCUGUGCCUGGUGGCAGCGCUGUGCGCUGGCGCACCCCAACAAAACCCCCAGGACGUUCAAAUCCUGCGUUAUGACAGCGACGUCCUUCCUGACGGUUACAGCUUUGCGUACGAAACUAGCGACGGCACAUCCCGCCAGGAAGAAGGCAAGCUUGACAACCCUCAGUCUGAGAACGCAGCCCUGACAGUUACUGGCCAGUAUUCGUACGUCGCUCCCGAUGGCAAGCACUACACCGUCACCUUCACCGCCGGUCCCAACGGCUUCCAACCCAAGACUUCCCUCGGCCAGAAGUAAACAAUAUAUCCUCUGAUCGCUGUAAAUACUCCUUGUAUAGUACACUAUGGCCCUUUCCAGCCACUAGAUAGAAAAGUUCAUGUUCUUCAACGUUUAGCAGUGAACACGAUCUCAGUUGUAUUACCCAUUGUGCUAGCAACGAGCGCAAAGAAUGCGAGAUCAUAGCAUCUAAAUUCUUGUGCCAUAAGAAUAAUCAUUUGUACUUUUGUAUUUU
Molecule: messenger RNA, 621 nt
Organism: Ostrinia furnacalis (Asian corn borer)
Lineage: Eukaryota; Metazoa; Arthropoda; Insecta; Lepidoptera; Crambidae
Product: endocuticle structural glycoprotein ABD-5-like
Exons: 3
Coding region: 93-407 (104 amino acids)
Cellular component (GO): chitin-based extracellular matrix
Molecular function (GO): structural constituent of chitin-based larval cuticle
Source: RefSeq, a predicted model, not a curated record